AUGUUAUCUGCAGAUUUUACGAGUGGCAUUUUCAUUGACAAUUUUGGCUCGACCAGUAGUCACUUGCCAUCAAGUCAUAAAACAAUUUUACAAGCUGAAUUGAAUAUUUGUCAAAAUAUUCGUUUCGAUUUUAUUGUUCUUUGGGAUUCAACAGCUGAAAUAUGGGAAAAUAUUCAAAUUGCCAAAUCUUUAGGUGGAACGUAUCCACACAUUAUUUUUCAAAACCCAUUAACAAAAACAGCAUUUCAAAAAUCCGAUGUACUGAUUUUUGUGACCGGUGGAGAAAUCGAUCAAGACAGUGUGACAAAAUUUGCAUCCCAUACGACAGGUAAUUUGAAUAAAGCUUUAACCAUUUGCAUUAUUGUACACAGUAAGCCCAACAAUCCAUCAAAUAUUAAUAUUUCGGUUGUUGCUCCAUUGAUGGUAGCACCGAAUGUUUUAUGUCUAUUUGACGAUGAUGAAACAUUUUAUAUUUUGUCAUCAAAACGUUCUAUUAGUAGAAUUUAUUCAUCACCGAAUACUUUAACAGAUUAUCAACAAUUGCCUACACUCAAGAAGGAUGAACUCUUUCAAAAUGUAAUCAUCUAUGAACAUAUUAAAAUUCCUAAUGAUUACAUUAAUAUUCGUGAAACUGAACAAGAAAUCGUUGCAUUAGAUUUCGAGAAAUUUAUUAAUACAAAAUAUAGUAAUUUGAUAACAAAUAUCGAUCAUGAAGAAUAG
This is a messenger RNA of Rotaria sp. Silwood2, 720 nucleotides long. NCBI's taxonomy places the organism in Eukaryota, Metazoa, Rotifera, Eurotatoria, Philodinida, Philodinidae. The record is from the annotation of a GenBank genome assembly.